Molecule: messenger RNA, 1897 nt
Organism: Meriones unguiculatus (Mongolian gerbil)
Lineage: Eukaryota; Metazoa; Chordata; Mammalia; Rodentia; Muridae
Gene: S1pr4
Product: sphingosine-1-phosphate receptor 4
Exons: 1
Coding region: 70-1224 (384 amino acids)
Biological process (GO): G protein-coupled receptor signaling pathway
Cellular component (GO): membrane
Molecular function (GO): sphingosine-1-phosphate receptor activity
Source: RefSeq, a predicted model, not a curated record
AGGCCGGGGCCGCGGGGCCACGACUCCACCCUGCCGGGGCCUCCCUCAGUCUGUCCCCGGGGGGAGGCCAUGAACGCCAGCACCUGGCCCUCGGGGGUGAGCCCGGAGGCCUGCCACCGGCUGGCGGCCGGCGGCCACAGCCUCCUCAUCGUGCUCCACUACAACCACAGCGGCCGGCUGGCGGGCCGCGGCGGCCCCGCGGAGGGGCUGGGCGCGCUGCGGGGGCCGUCGGUGGCGGCCGGCUGCCUGGUGGUGCUGGAGAACGCGCUGGUGCUGGCCGCCAUCGCCAGCCGCAUGCGCUCGCGCCGCUGGGUCUACUACUGCCUGCUCAACAUCACGCUCAGCGACCUGCUCACCGGCCUGGCCUACGUGGCCAACGUGCUGCUGUCGGGGGCGCGCACCUUCCGCCUGGCGCCGGCGCACUGGUUCCUGCGCGAGGGCCUGCUCUUCGCCGCGCUGGCCGCCUCCACCUUCAGCCUGCUCUUCACGGCCGCCGAGCGCUUCGCCACCAUGGUGCGCGUGGCCGAGAGCGGCGCCACCAAGAGCGGCCGCGUGUACGGCUGCAUCGGCCUGUGCUGGCUGCUGGCCGCCACCCUGGGCCUGCUGCCCCUGCUGGGCUGGAACUGCGUGUGCGCCUUCCCGCGCUGCUCCAGCCUGCUGCCCCUCUACUCCAAGGGCUACGUGCUCUUCUGCGUGGUCGUCUUCGCCCUCAUCCUGGCGGCCAUCCUCGGCCUCUACGGGGCCAUCUUCCGGGUGGUGCGGACCAGCGGGCGCAAGGCCCCGCGGCCCCCCGCCCGCCGCAAGGCCCGCAGGCUCCUCAACACGGUGCUGAUGAUCCUGGUGGCCUUCGUGGUGUGCUGGGGGCCCCUCUUCGGCCUGCUCCUGGCCGACAUCUUUGGCUCCAACGUCUGGGCCCAGGAGUACCUGCGUGGCAUGGAUUGGAUCCUGGCCCUCGCCGUGCUCAACUCGGCCAUCAACCCCCUCAUCUACUCCUUCCGCAGCCGCGAGGUGCAGCGCGCCGUGCUGGCCUUCUUGUGCUGCGGCUGCCUCUGGUUAGGCUUGCGCGGGCCCGGAGACUGCCUGACCCGGCUCACCGAGGCUCGCUCCGGAGCGUCCACCACCGACAGCUCCCUGAGGCCCAGGGACAGCUUUCGGACUUCCAGGUCCCUCAGCUUCAGGAUGCGGGAGCCGCUGUCCAGCAUUUCCAGCGUCCGGAGCACCUAGACUUGGGACCAGCCGGUUGCCCAGGGUGCGCAGCGCCUAGGCCCUCCCGGGAGAGGUGAGGAGGGGCCCGAAGCCAGCAGCCCCCGGGGGCCUUCCACAGACCCUCCCCCCUGCCGAAUGUCUGGCAGAGAGCGGCUGGAGCCAGAUGCAGUGGUUCUGGGCCUUGAUGGGGCUCCCAGGCUGUGAAGGGGAGGUGACAUGUCCGGGUUCCUGAACAGGACAGGGCCUUGUGGUUCUGUCACAGUCACACGUGUGUGUGUGUGUGUGUGUGUGUGUGUGUGUGUGUCGGGGUGCGAGCCCCUGUGAUCCUUGUCUGCACACCCGGUGGUGGGGGACACCUAGGCCAUUUGUCUGAGGCGGCAGCUUUGUUGAUACAUUGAAAGACCAGCAGGUGGAGCUGGGGGGACAGCCACCCCUCUCCCCGGUGACUUCCCCUUUGGGACAGCAGCCCACCCCCCACGGCCUCUCUCCAGUUCAGCUUCUCUGUCUCUGUAUGUGGAGGCCCCUCACCGCAGGUCUGGGGCAAUCUUGACUGGUCCAGUAACCCAGCUGCCUCACCCUUCCGGUACUGAACCACGGUGAUGUGUUGUGAAGGCCUUGGACUCUAUGGUGCCAUAGCGCAGCCACAAGCCAGGCAUGGCUGAAAAAAAAUCAUUAAAAUGAAUGAAACCUA